This is a messenger RNA of Oxyura jamaicensis (ruddy duck), 528 nucleotides long. RefSeq names its product forkhead box protein D3-like. Bases 1 to 528 code for a protein of 175 amino acids. Gene Ontology annotation, molecular function: RNA polymerase II cis-regulatory region sequence-specific DNA binding; DNA-binding transcription factor activity, RNA polymerase II-specific. The transcript has 4 exons. The record is from RefSeq and is a predicted model, not a curated record. Gene Ontology annotation, biological process: cell differentiation; anatomical structure morphogenesis; regulation of transcription by RNA polymerase II. NCBI's taxonomy places the organism in Eukaryota, Metazoa, Chordata, Aves, Anseriformes, Anatidae.
AUGGGGGACGCGGCGCCGGGGGGAACGCGCCCACCCGGGGCCUCCUUCACCAUCGAGUACCUGCUGUCGGGCCGAGGGGAUGGUGGGGGGCCCUGCGCCCCCCCUGCCUCCAGCGGGAGCCCCCCGCCAGCCCCCCGGCCCCCUGCGGAGCCCGGGGACAAGCCGGCGCAGUCGUACAUCGCCCUCAUCUCCACGGCCAUCCUCUCAUCCCCGGAGAAGAAGCUGCUGCUCUCCGACAUCUACCAGUGGAUCAUGGACAAGUAUCCCUACUUCAAGAACAAGGAGAAGAGCUGGCGCAACAGCGUGCGGCACAACCUGUCCCUCAACGAGUGCUUCGUCAAAGCUGGCCGCAGCGACAACGGCAAGGGCCACUUCUGGGCCAUCCACCCCGCCAACAUGGACGACUUCGCCAAGGGCGACUACCACCGCCGGCGGGCGCGCAGGCGCAUCCGCAGGCUGGCGGUGAACAUCGGCUACUGCCACCCCUACGCCCUGUACGGCUUCGGCUGCUGCUGCCCCUGCUGGUGA